This is a messenger RNA of Zerene cesonia (dogface butterfly), 1753 nucleotides long. Its product is annotated as aladin-like. Gene Ontology annotation, biological process: nucleocytoplasmic transport. Gene Ontology annotation, molecular function: protein binding. Gene Ontology annotation, cellular component: nuclear pore. The record is from RefSeq and is a predicted model, not a curated record. NCBI's taxonomy places the organism in Eukaryota, Metazoa, Arthropoda, Insecta, Lepidoptera, Pieridae.
UUAAUAAUCAAAAUUUGAACUGUUGCCGGUUUAUCAGUUAACAUUUUUACAAACAAUAAGGUUAAAAACCUAAAAAUGUCUAUAUUUCAAGGAUUUCCUGACUUACCAAGUCCGAAUGAAACUGCUUAUUGUAAGAUAAAUGAAGUAUAUUGUUGUGCAAAUAGCCGUUAUGGAAAUGUAUCAACAUUCACUAAUACGGUAAACAAUCACCCUAAAAUAAAUGUUACAAGGGAUCUACACUAUCAUAGAUUAUCGGAUGAAAAUGUCUCAAUGUACAUUAACGUUGAAGACACAUUUCUUAAGAAAAUAUCAAGUGUUUGGUACAAUCAGGGUUUUCUAGAAGCUCUCAGUGUAGCUGCGGAUCCGACGACAAAUCGUGACAACAAAAUCUUAGCAGUAACUGCGUCAUAUGCCUUGAAAAUCGCGAACGUCUUUUCCACUUUUAGAUACUUCCUACAACCCCAUUUAAAGGACAUAGGGCCAAAGAUCGUAUCGAAAUAUUCUAGAACUCGCAACUGGGGUAGUUCUCCUGUUAAAUGUAUGGCCUGGCACCCGCAUACCACCAAAAUUGCAAUAGCUACUGCAGAUGAUGGUGUCAGGGUGUAUAGCUCUGAUGUAACCUUUGUGUCGACAUUAAAAUGUAAAUCGCAGUGUCAUGUGUCGUCAUUGAGCUGGCGGCCCUAUUCAGUGUCAGAAAUAGCAGUUGGCUGUGAGCAGGGUGUCAUUGUAUGGACAGUCGAUCCUAAUUCCAUGUUUACAAAACCAUCUUCGAGUAAUGCUGUUGUGUUGAAAAGAUCAGGCCACAGUCCCGUCACCGAUGUGAGCUGGUCUCCAAAUGGUGACCUUCUUAUUAGCUGCUGUGGUGCAGACACCUCAAUGUUGAUAUGGGAUGUUGCCAUGGAAACCGCAGUACCACUGCGAAGGGUGGCUGGAGGUGGAAUUGUGUUUGCACGGUGGUCACUCAAUGCCAGCAAGAUAUUUGCUGCAACUUCUUCAAUAAUAUUUAGGGUUUGGGAUACAAAAUCGUGGACGCCAGAGCGGUGGUGUGCGCGAGGUGCGGCGUGCUGGGGGCCGCAGGAUAUCGUAUUAUUUGCCGCUAAGGGAGAGCCAAUUGUGUAUGCUUUGAGAAAUACUGGGUUAUUGAAUGGAGCAAAAGACAGCAAAGCACAACAAGUGCUCGAUGUAGCAAAGGUGGAAUUGCCCUCUGGUGACUCCGUGGGGGGCCCCAUACUGGACAUGUGCUGGGAUCCUACCGGGAAAUAUCUUGUCAUACAGUUUGAAGAGUCUCACGUUAUAGCUGUAUUCUGCACUACUCAGAUGAUGAUGCAACUGAAUGUUACACCUUGUUGCCUUAUCAAUGGUAUAGACAACGAAGUGCCAUCGACGAUCGCGUUCCAACAGAACUUCACGGACGGCGCCUGUCUCACCGUAGCUUGGUCGAGCGGCAGGGUGCAGCACUUCCCUAUUGUGUGUACGGACUCGUACUGAACUCCUUUAUAUUAAAAGAAUGGAAACGGCGUAUGGACUGAAUGGGAAAUAGAUUUAAUGGAAGUGUAGAGAAUUUAUUAAAAUCUGACUGAAAAAAAAUCCUUGUCGUGGAAAUUUCUGGAAUACAUUUAAUUUUGUGUUUAUUAUUAAUAAUAUUGGACAUUGAUGUUCCUUUGGAAGCGAUAAGCAUCCAAAAAAAAUAGUUAAAUUAUCUUAAUCUUUGGAUGAAUAUCUAUGCCAAUUUAAAACAUAAAUAAAUAUAAAA